Molecule: messenger RNA, 479 nt
Organism: Dermacentor silvarum
Lineage: Eukaryota; Metazoa; Arthropoda; Arachnida; Ixodida; Ixodidae
Exons: 3
Coding region: 38-400 (120 amino acids)
Source: RefSeq, a predicted model, not a curated record
CGCUGCAAACUCGCCGUAUGCGUGGCGCGCCUGGCAAAUGUGGACCAACGAUUUUCAUGCCGUGGAGUGUGUUCCCUUUGUCUUGGGUGGUCGUGAAAAGUUUUGUGGACGUCGCGAUGAAAUAAUGCGUAUUAUUAGCGUGCCUCAGCUCGUCCAUUACGCAACGGCAUGUAUGCUGGAUCAACAUCGUCGACGCAGCACUGGCAACUCGGCGAGCUCUUUUCGAUCUCAUCGUACUGUUCAAAAGUGGCGAGGCCUUGGCCCGCAACAGUGUCCACUAAAAGGAGGAGCCCCCAGAAAUGCAGACCCCAUACGAGUGCCUGCAGCAGCAUGGCUGGAUGCUCAUGUCAGGCUUCACCGUGGCAGAGUACCAGGCGGAACCAACGAGGUUAAAAGCUAGCCUUUCCUCGCUGCUUUCCAGGAAGUGAAGUAGUGGGCGAUCAUGUAAGAAUGAACUUGCAACAUGUGAGCAGUAGCCA